Colletotrichum godetiae is the source of this 669-nucleotide messenger RNA. RefSeq lists its product as uncharacterized. The record is from RefSeq and is a predicted model, not a curated record. The coding region runs from base 99 to 560 and encodes 153 amino acids. NCBI's taxonomy places the organism in Eukaryota, Fungi, Ascomycota, Sordariomycetes, Glomerellales, Glomerellaceae. The transcript has 3 exons.
CUUCACCCGGCAUAACCAACACUUUCGUUGUCGUCCAAGUUCCAGAUCUUGAUCAUUCAACUUCUAGUCAAGUCACUCGACAUAUCAUAACCGUCAACAUGAAGUUCUCUGCUGCCAUCAUUGCCUUCGCUGGCCUCGUCGCCGCCCAGUCCCUCGCCGACGUUCCCACUUGCGCCCAGAAGUGCUUGGCCGACGCCGUCACUUCCACCGGCAAGUGCACUGCAGGCGAUAUUUCCUGCCUGUGCAGCCCUGCCAACUACCAGGCCAUCGUCACCGCCGGUACUCCUUGCGUCCUCGCUAGCUGCGGUGCCGACGUUGCCGUCAACCAGGUCCUCCCCGCCGCUGGCAAGAUCUCUGCUUCUGUCGCUGUCACCAGCGCUGUUUCAUCAGCGGCCGCCGGCACCACUCGCACCGCUGUUGUCACGAGCGCCACCACCACCACCAGCGGCAGCUCUACUGCAACUGCUACCGUCACCCCCGUCACCGUCAACGGUGCCGCUACUCAGGGUCCCGUUGGCCUCCUGGCCGCCCUUGCCCUUGGUGCUCUUGCCUACUUGUAAUCGAAUCCGCAAAGCUGGCCCGGCUCUAUACAUAGCAAGGUUUAUGUCCUGGGUCACGAUUUAGACCGACUUUACUGUAUCUUGGGCGUGUCAGACCACAAGAACGGGG